Molecule: messenger RNA, 462 nt
Organism: Linepithema humile (Argentine ant)
Lineage: Eukaryota; Metazoa; Arthropoda; Insecta; Hymenoptera; Formicidae
Source: RefSeq, a predicted model, not a curated record
GAUAUUUUUUAUGAAAACUGGUUUGAUUCACAAUUUCCAGUCAAAUGUAUAACACAAAUUAUUAUGAUUGAAGAUGUAUUAAAACUAGAAAAAGCGCAACUAGUAUUGACGUGUCGAUUUCAAGAUAUGGCGAAUGAUAUUAAUAACAGGGGUUUACGCGAAAAAGUGUACUGCAAAAAAUCAGUAGUACGAAAUGUAUUGUGCAACCAUUUUACAAAACAUAUCGUUCUACAACUGUAUAAGAACGUAGUAACAGAUUUGUACAAUAUAUUAGAUUUUAAACGUUCAAGAAUUAUGAAGUGUCUGAAAAUUGCCAAGGAUGGAGUAUGUUUCAGUUUUUCUGAGACAGACAAAAUUACUGAUGAAUUUGUUGACAAAGAUAUUUUACAAAUGUGGUUGGAAAAAAGUACACAGUAGAUGUUUAAUUAAAUAUUUUAGAUAUAGAACAUUUAUAUAGUUAUA